Hydractinia symbiolongicarpus is the source of this 5235-nucleotide messenger RNA. RefSeq lists its product as uncharacterized. The coding region runs from base 1304 to 4033 and encodes 909 amino acids. The transcript is spliced from 7 exons. The record is from RefSeq and is a predicted model, not a curated record. NCBI's taxonomy places the organism in Eukaryota, Metazoa, Cnidaria, Hydrozoa, Anthoathecata, Hydractiniidae.
ACGUCAGCAAAGUCCGUACCAAAAGUUCAAAAAUUUUUUUUACAAAUUCGUACACCCGUUGCAUUAGUCGUAUAGAUCUUGAAAUGCUGAUCAAGAAAAUGUAUAGGAACAUGAACUUUUUACAAACGGUUGCAGAGAUAUUGGGGUUUGUAGGUUUUGUGAUGACGUCAUCAACCCAUCCAUUCCGAAACAGAUUCGGGGACCCAGGUUUGGGAAACUUACCCAAAUUGGUCCCAGGUGGUCCCUAGUUACCUACGCGGUGAAAAAUCAUUGACGUCACCACCUCGUUUCCAAGUUAUUUGGCCUCAAAGUCUUAAGUGCACUAUAACAGCUUAAUUAAUUUAAUAUAGGAUAUUGACGUUAAAGUAGUGCUAUUGACGUCGCACCGUAACGUCAGAAAAUUUAACAUAUUAGACAUGCAUUUUUUAGUUACUUCAAAGAAAAUUUCAGUAAAAUUAAAGGAAAAUGAACAUAUCCACUUUGCCUGUUACAGACACACGGAACUGGCGUAUUAUUAUAUAGAUACUUUCUGACAUAGAUUUUCUGAGAAAAAACUUCAUUGAAUACUAAAUAUCAAUAUCAUCAAAGAAUAUGCUUAGUAGUGAGCAAAUUUUUUUUGCCCUUAUUGUACAGGGUGUGAAUGUAAUAAGGGAAAAAACUUUUGUCGCAUUUGCAUUAAGAGGCAGAUCAACUAUUAUUAAGAUGAGAGUUUUUACCCGGGUUAUUUUGAAUUUUUAAAUUUAUAAAAGCUAAUACAGCUUUGACUGUUCUUUCUAUAAAUUAUAGCAGAUCAGAUAUUACCAUAAAAAACAGUAAUUUGUAUGCACUAAAUAAUUUAUGCAGUAAUUUUUUUAAGGCGGUUAUUACUUUUAUUGAAAUCUUAAUGAGGUGUUUUUUAUUUCUAUUUUUGUUGAGGAAAGAAAAUGGUUUUAAGGGUGAUUUUCACACAUUGAUGUUGUUUUUUUAACAAGUAGAAUAAAACAAUAGAAUGUGAAACAUUUUUUUAAAAAGGUGAUAUACAUUAAAUGUAGUAUAUAUUCAAAUACAUUUCUUGUUUUAAUCUCUUCCAAUUUUUGGUCUCUUUGUGUGUUCUAUGUUUUUUCAUUAGGUAAAGUAACAAGCUGUAAAAUGCUGGAAACUAAUUAUUUUGCUUAGAACUGAUACCAUGGAGAACCUUCUGUAGUUUUUUCUUCAGUUGCAACAUUUUCCCACCUUUUUUAAAUACAUUUAUUGUUGUUUUAUUGCGAAUCCACCUACUGUGGUAUUAUCAGUCAUUCGUUGUUUUUAGAAACUAAGUUAUAAAAUGAGCAAAGAUGAUGAGAAUAAUGGGAAAGCACAGCAGUCACAAGCUAAAGCUGAAAAUGAAGUAUCACCAAUGCACCAAUCAAAAGUAAUGUCUAGCGAGUUAACAAAUAAUAAUAUAUCACCUAGUUUAAGCACUGUCUACCUACCAUCAUGUGGCAUAUACAUCAACAAUGUUGUAACAUCACAUAAACAUACUAUUUUGCAAUUUCCUGACAACAGCAAGAUAUUAAAACAUUUCCCAAUGCUUGAUAAAAUUUCUCAGACCACGCCUAAACUAUUAAAUCACAAGAUGCAGUAUAGCUUGUUGACUGCAACAAAAUCUGUUUUGGAAUUAUGUCAUAAGCUUUUUGAAAUGGAGAAAAAAAUAAAAUGUUUGAGUAAAUCCUGGGAAGAUACUACAAAAAUGCUGGACAGUAUAGAUGUUAAAAAAAGAAACACAGAAGUAUCUAAUUCUCAUUUUCAAGUACUAUCAACAACCACUAAAUCGUCUUUAGAUACCUUAGUGAACGAUAUAAAAGAUUCGUUGAAACUGCUGGAAGGGAUACCCGCGGAUGUGUUCAGUCCUAUCUGUUACCAAAAAUUGUUUGCACAGUUAAAAACAAAACAAGGGACAAAUGUAAUGAUUUACCAUUGCACAUCAUUGAUCCAAUAUGUUACUUCAUUGGCAGAGCAUGUGAUAAAGCUUCAAAGUUCCCUUUUGUUAUGCACUGACAUUGAUUUGACGUUUGCCACAAUUGUAUAUAAAUGUUAUUUGCUCUUAUUAAACAUUGCGGCAUAUAAAUUUAAGGUGUCAAAACUCCCAGGUGUAAACAUGCAGUGUUCAGUCACCAAUAACCGUAAAAAUUUGAGAAAGAGAUAUAAUUUUGUUUUCUUAAAUCCAGGAACUUGCUUGCAUGCAGUGAUUGAUAUCAGCAAGCUUAGUCUUAACAACUACAUUCAGGAAUUAGCAAAAACGCAAAGUUUUUCAUUAGCAGAAAAACUAAGUAAUGCUUCAUCGAAUUCUGUGUUUAAAAUUGUGACUAUCAACAAGCAUGCUGAAACUUUUACAACCAAUGAACAAGUUAAAGAAAUUAGAUAUAACGGUGUUUUACCGGAAACCGAAAGUUUAAGAUAUAACCCAGAAAAUUGUACCAAACUGUUGAAGAAGUAUUAUUUAAAAAUUCUUUCAGACGUCCAACAUGGUUUUUCCCAAUUAUUAAGUGAGAUUAUGGAACUUAAUAACAACAUUUUAAGGAAAAACACACAUCUGCUGUUUAAACCAACUCCCUUUCAUGAUGGUAUAUCAGGUUUUAGAAAACUUGGUAAUAAGAGAUUGUUUUGUUGGGAAACGAGUAUUGGUCCUGUGCAACAAGAAUAUAUAUAUGACCAAUAUGCUACAACAUUGUGGAAAACUGUAAAAGAGAAAAUUACGACAGCUUAUGUUAGUGCAUGUAUGAACUGUGAGAAGAGUUACUUAAAUGGGCAAAAUAAUUUCAAGCUCAGAAAGGCUGAAAAAGAUUUAGUGCGGCAUGUCACAGCAAAGUUAGACAGUGCCAAUGUAUCACAUCUUUUUCUGGAAGUUCUGUCCGUACUUUCUUUCAACAUGUCUACCAUUUAUAAUCUUCAGCAAUGGGAUGCAGGAUUAUCAAAAACGAUGUCUGUAUUUUUGAAGGAUCGAUUUCGUUAUACUGAUGGAGAUUCAGGAAGUGCAAGCAGCCAAACUGUUCAACACGUUCUUAAAUUUCAAUUCGUUUUACUAAAAGAUCAAAUUGCAGACUUAAAAAAGGAGGGGCAGUGCUCCUGGAAAGAAACUGGCAAUAAUGUUGUUGACCUGCAAAAUUUACUACUUCAGCCCCUAAGGACAUCUUGUGCAUUUCUGAACUUUUGUCUUUUCACAAAGCGUAAGCAGUUUCUGUCGUCAGCCUCAUGGGAGCAGUUUUUUGUAGUAUCGGCGGUUGAUAUAAAUAAGAUUGUUUACUAUGGUGAAUUGACUAUAAACGCUGUUGAAGAAUUAUUGGAAAGUGAGGAAGAAAAUGAAUUUCCAGAAAUAUUGAACCGCUGGAAGACGUUUGAAGAGAAUAGUUUAAAAAUGAUGGCAAAAUCGAUAGGUUGUAGGUCACAAAGUGUUUGGCAACAACAUAUGCCUUCUAAAAAGAUCUGGAGAAGAAGAGGAUCCAGUACACUAGCUUAUCAAGCCAGCCCAUACAUCAACGUUGCUAUUCAAAGCGUGUUUGCGCCAUUUAUGGCAAGCCUAAGCUGUUUGUCAAGAGAUCAAUCCAUUGAUGUCAUUUGCAGAUGCGUGCAGGUUUUCAUUAAAACUUGGAUGGAGCAUAUAUUAAAUGAACAGAUACCAUUCAGCCGAUUUGGAGCUACUCAACUUGACUUUGAUUUUCUCCACUUUCUUCGAUGGUUUGAACAAGAUUGUUUUGAUUUCUCGUUGGAAGAAUUGAGCGAAAUUCACGACGUACCUGUGAUAGCAGACAUGAAAUCCGCCAUCUUGCUUCUUUCCUGUCAACCUCCAAGUAAAAGAAACAUACAAGACGAGCAGCUGCUACUUAGUCUUAAUUCGGCUUCUAAUAACCUUGCCUCGUCCACGUCCGCAAUCUCGCAGGUUUCUAUUGGAUCUCUCACUGGUAACCAGUACGAUGAAAUUAUCCAAGAUGUCCACCUACAUGAUAAAGAAAGAUGGUUAGCUUUACGGGUUAAAGGUGGCAAUCUCUCUAAGAAGGGCUUUCUCUGCGUUGGUUGAAAGUGAGAAGAUUUUUAGCAUAAUUACAAUAUAUGACGUAUCUGCGGGAAGCAAAUAAAAGCUCGCCCCUGAAGUUAAAACGCCCAUAAAAGUUAGCCUUUAAGGUUGUAAGGCAUUUCGUUAACAAAGAUGCAGCUAGGUACAAUCAUAUUUAUGUUUUGUUAUAAUUUAUACAACAUUAUACCUCUAUAAACGUCAUGCUGGCCAUGAAAUGUGUACGACAAAAAUAGAGAUUUCGGUUCAUCUACCCGCAGUUUUCUGCCUUUUUAACUCUUUUUAUCGAAUUUAAUUGCAUAUAUCUUUAAAAGUAAAAGAAGUUAAACGUUCCUCUUGUGCUCGUUGGAUAGCUAUUUCAAUCCUCUAAGAAAGUAUCAAAAUCUUUUGCCCAUUCUGCACCACCCGGUCUGGUCACCUGUACCCACACCCGGUCUGGUCACCUGUGUCCUGCGGUAGUCAAAGGAUUAGCAAAGCGAAUAUUUUUUUGCGUGAACGACAAUUUGCUUUUUAGGAAAAUGUCUGCGAGUACUGUAAAAGGCAUUGCUAUAUAUUUCGAAUUAGUUGUCACCCUAUACAAUGUACGGCGUAAAGUUAACCCCGGGUAACACCUUAAAUCUAAAUAAAUUAAAACUUGAACCCAAAAUAUGGAUUCCUUAAAGUAGAUUUAUUUUCUGUAACGUUUUAAAAAAUAUAUAUGCUUUAUACGUAUCAGAAAAGGCUCGAUUGUUACUUUUCACUUUUUACAUUUUAUCAAAAUGUCCUAAAAUAUGGAAUGCUUUUUCAGUUAUUAUUAUCCUUUCCUCUAAAUUUUGACUCUUAAAAAGUCUAGAAAUUUAACAGAUAAUUUGUAAAUAAUAAAUUCAAGUCGUUGGCCCGUUAAAAAAAUCCUCGGAAGCGUCCGUCAGCAAAUUAUUUACUCUGUGGGGGACUCAGAACGAAGCCUCGCGUAAUCAUUUUAAACCCCCACAAUAUGGCUAUUGUUAAGUUAAUUUAUAAAUACAGACAGGCAGCAUUUCAAGGCUAUAAAUUUGUAGAAUCUUAUGGCCUAAAAGACCGAGAGGGGAUUUCUGAAGGAAUAGGGUACAAUUUUAAAAGUAUUUUUAUUUUUAAUGAAUGUAAAUAUUGUAUUUAUUAUUAUACCUGCAUUUAAAUGUUUUUUUUAUGUCUUGUUAAAAAAUUAAAAAGAAAAUUAUACGUUCAAUGGA